CUGAUAUAGCGGCGCGCGGGGCGGCGCGGCCCGGCCAUGACCCUGCGGCGGCUGCGGCGGCUCCGGCCGAAGGAGGAGGAGGAUGCGGCGGCGGCCCCGGAGCGCCCCGGCCCCGCCGACGUCUACCGGGCGCUGGCGGCCGCCGGCGGUACCCUGCCCCGGGUGCGCAAGGGUGCAGGGUUCAGGUGGGCGUCCCCGAGCCAGUCCCCAGAGGAGCACAGGAGGGUGGUGACGCUGGAGAAGAAGGCAGAAGAGACCUUCGGCUUCGAGAUCCAGACCUACGGGCUGCACCACCAGGACAGGAACAGCGUGGAGAUGUUCACCUUCGUGUGCCGGGUGCACGGCGGGAGCCCGGCCGAGGCAGCAGGACUCAAGGCUGGGGACACGAUCACAGGGGUGAAUGGGCUGAACGUGGAGGGUGUCCGGCACCGUGAGAUCGUGGAGAUCAUCAAGAGCUCAGGCAACAUGCUCCGCCUUGACACGCUCUAUGGGACGUCCAUCCGGAGGGCCGAGCUGGAGGCCCGGCUGCAGUACCUGAAGCAAACGCUCUAUGAGAAGUGGGGGGAGUACCGCUCGCUGAUGGUGCAGGAGCAGCGGCUGGUGCGGGGCGUGGUGGCCAAGGACCCCAGCAUCUACGACACGCUGGAGUCGAUCCGCUGGUGCCUGCAGGGUGAGGGGGGGCUGCCCGGGGGCUCCCCCCGCGCCAGCGCCUGCGGCAGCGACGAUUCCCUCUACCAGACCUGCCUCUUCGCCUCCGCCGACUCGCUGGACCGGGACAAGGACGGCGACAAGGACGGGGACAGCGGGGGUCCCGCGCCCCCCCCGCCGCGCCCCCGGCCGGCCCUGGCCCGCAGCGCCAGCCUCAAGUGCGGCGGGGGGACGGGGGCGGCGGGGCGGCUGUGGGCCCGGGCCGGGGACCCCGGGGAGGGGGCAGCCCCCCCCCGCAAGGGCCGGCACAGCAGCUUCCGCCGGCGGCUGCUCAAGUUCAUCCCAGGACUGAACCGGGCGCUGGAGGAGGAGGAGAGCCACCUCUAGCGGGGGGCACCGCCGGGCCCCCCCAGCCCUAUUUAUUUAUUUAUUGCAAGGGGCUGCGUGCCCCCCCCCCCCCCCCCCCCGUCUUCCCCGGGGGCCGCUGGAAGGAGCUCGGGGUCGGCCCCGGGGGUCCCG
Molecule: messenger RNA, 1167 nt
Organism: Grus americana (Whooping crane)
Lineage: Eukaryota; Metazoa; Chordata; Aves; Gruiformes; Gruidae
Gene: TAMALIN
Product: trafficking regulator and scaffold protein tamalin
Biological process (GO): signal transduction
Cellular component (GO): plasma membrane
Molecular function (GO): protein binding
Source: RefSeq, a predicted model, not a curated record